Molecule: messenger RNA, 3465 nt
Organism: Branchiostoma belcheri (Belcher's lancelet)
Lineage: Eukaryota; Metazoa; Chordata; Leptocardii; Amphioxiformes; Branchiostomatidae
Product: proteoglycan 4-like
Exons: 1
Coding region: 220-2994 (924 amino acids)
Biological process (GO): mitotic cell cycle; protein phosphorylation; regulation of cytokinesis
Cellular component (GO): spindle pole; centrosome; cytoplasm
Molecular function (GO): ATP binding; protein serine/threonine kinase activity
Source: RefSeq, a predicted model, not a curated record
CCUAAGUCAACAACGGUCCAAGUCUGGCGUAUGCCGUGCCUGACGCAAGGGGGCCAGCUGCUGCUAUUUUGGGGCCGCUUCUGUAAGUGUUUAUUGAUAGCCAGCCACCAUACGAAGCGUACAGGCUGCGGAUAUUUAACCCCUGAUGACGAUUUCAACGCAGGACCAGAGAUAUAACUGAAGAGCGGAAGAGAGUGAGAGAGAAGGGGACCAACCAACAUGUCUAUCAAGGUACACUUACCGAGAUCCGCCCCUCGCCCGAGAUUUCUCACCGACCCGAACACAGGAGAGGAGUACAAAGUGUGCGACUUGCUCGGGAAGGGAGGGUACGGGGCGGUUUACAAGGUAAGCGAUACCGAGGACUUGGAACUCGCUAUAAAAGUCAUCCGGAAAAAGGAGGCCCACCACGACCGCUACCGCUGUAACUCCCAAUGGCAGGAGAUCGAGAUCCACAGCUCUCUGUCUCACCAGAAUGUCAUAGCCUUUCAUAGCUUCUUCGAGGACACCUUACACUUCUAUCUGGUUAUGGAGUACUGCAGUAGAUCAUUGGAGGACAUGUUGAAAGAGAAGCCUGUGGUGGGGGACAGCGAGGCCAAGUUUUGGUUCCGCCAAAUAGUCGAGGGAACCAGCUAUCUACACGCCGUGGAAAUCGUGCACGGGGACUUAAAACCGAGAAAUAUCUUACUGACUGAAGACAUGGAGGUUAAGAUAGCCGACUUCGGCAUUGCCACGAACCUUGCCGACGGUAAGUCGUGUAAAAUACGAGGGACUCCGACCUACAUCGCCCCCGAGGUGCUCUCGGGCGAUGGCUUCAGUUUCAAAGCAGAUGUGUGGGCACUUGGCUGCAUCCUCUACAGAAUACUGAUCGGACAGAGUGUACUGAAGGAAAAGGGCAUCAGCACGAGACAGGUUGACCAGUUAAAGCGACAGUCAAAGGUCUUUCUGAUAAAGAUGUCUCUGCCAUUUUCUGUUUCUCCUCUGGCAAAAGAUCUUAUUCAAAGGAUGCUGAGUUGGACACCAAGGUCACGUCCAACUCCGGAGGAGAUCCUGAAAAGUAAGUACUUUAACGAACCCGAGAGGAGACCCUCGUGGCUGAAGAGGAAACCCCGGGUUCUUGCCAACGGCGAGCGCGUCGAUCGGAGACCGUCGAUCGUCAGGCGGCUCGAGCGGAAACUGUCGCGGAAGGUCAAGCGGGAGGACGUAGCUAUGUACGCCGCCGAUCGCGAGGAGAACGCCUCGGCUGACGGGAAUAAGGAGAACUGUGUCGAUUCUGCAGCUGGACAUUCCUCCAACCUCCUGGCCCCACCGCGGCCAGAAGCAGUCGGCACGGAUGCGCACGGAGAAGCCGAGAAAGACGAUGAUAACCCGGGUGCGAGGAAUCGGCAAUCUUCGCCAUCAAGAAGAUCACCUCUUCUAGCACAACCUCCACAUCCGGUUCAACUUGACACGCACAAUACGUCACUUCCGCCAGCGCCGACCCGUCAGCCAUGUCCGACCACUCCGAAGAUGAAAAGACCUCCCUCACUAGCACACACGCACGCACAGAGACUGGAGAAGACGGCUCCAGCUCAAUCGUUUCCAGCUAGUCCUAAGUUGCCGAGAUCCUCGGUGAUCGGUCACAGCCCCGUGCAGAGAAGACGAGUCCUACGGCGGCAAGACGUCGUCGGAAGGGACCCGUGUAGAGGGACGUACGCGGUGGAGUCAACCAUUCAACCGCUGCGGUCUCCCCGCACGGACUCGGUGACGGAUAACGAGUACAACGACCUGUUAGUCCGAUCGAGAAGUCCUCCGUCCAGACAUGCUGCUACUCCCGCCAUAGUCGUGACUGACCAGGUCACCAGGCGGAACCAGGCGCCGGACACGCCGCGCACGCGGGCCCGGAAAGCGUACAUCGCUCCGGAGUUUGAGGACGAAGACGACAUCGCUACGAACGCGUACAUCACGAAAAGGAGGCAUUCGGCAGAUUCCGCGAGGAUAAGAAAACAGACAACGCCGUGCGUUAUACAAAUCCCUGUCGACGACGUCUACACCGCGACCAACGUCCCGAUGGCACAGACAAGCCCGACCGUCUCACGUCUACCUUUGAAAAAGUUAGAUCAAGCAACAGCCAGCACGGACUCUCUGGCCACAACAUGUCCACCAGUUGAUGCAGAAGAGGGCCUGUUGCGGACAACGUCAUCAACGCCAAGCCAGUUAAGCCCGGUUCCGAAGUCAGCACGACUAAGUACCAGCCACGUAACGUUAAUAAGCCCACCUGUUUCACCUAAAAGAAUAGCACGACCACCUACUCCAGCUGCAGUGCAAUCGCCUCCAAGAAGCCCAAGAUUAUCACUACCGGGAACACCGAUACAAACCCCUCCGAGGAGCCCAAGGCUGUCACAACCAGGGACACCGAUAGCAAUACAGUCCCCACCAAGAACACCCAGACUUAGCCUUGCUCCAAGUCAUUGUUCUUCGAUAACGGACAUCAAGGCACAAGCAAGCCCGACUCCUCCUAGGAGCCCGGCAUUUGUACCCCGGCAUACUCCAUCACCUCCCCGCAUGUUCUUUGCCAAGACGCCCUCCCCAGUUGACUCAGACGCCGCUCCUGCAUUCGCGUGGCCCGAAGAAAUGCCGGAGGACGCAUCCGACGACGACUUCCAAACUUGUCAGAUCGACACACCCUGUCCCUCGCUACCCAGGGGUACAAAAUCUAGGUGUGUUUCCGAACCCACGCGGUUGCCGAGUAUGGCUGAAUCUGAGGACACGAAUACGCCGCCAUCAACUCCAACAACAGACAUGGCGGACUGCUGGGACGACGCGUCGACGUCAUCAGUAAACAUAGCAGAACAUUCGUACACCUCCGAGACGACUGUGACGUUGAAGAGUCCGCAGCUGAACAGAAUCGACCAGACCAGACAGGGAAAGAGAAAAUUCAAACGGAUGUUUUUCAAAGGGAUGAGCAAGAGUACGUCUGAAGAAGAUGACUUCAUGACAUGUGACGAAGAUAUGUGAGUGAACACGAAGACGUUUUGAUGAGUGCAGUGAGACAGAGAAUGUACAAAAGAUAUGAGAGCAUAGAGAAAGGUUCUAGUAUGACAAUUGAGGUAAGUGCGCCAACACAAAAACGAAGCGAUUCAUAAUCGAUAUUCCAGUUGAUGUGCAAAAGUGUGAAAAAAAAGCAAAGUACAUGUAUCAAGAAUCAGGAAAAAAUGAACUGACACAUGCUGACUUACAAGCAAAUACACAGGAAGAACGGUACAAUUAUUGACCUGAAAGAACAGUGAGUCGUCGCCAGUGUAAAUACGUAGAAAAAGCCACCAAAAGUGUAUAAAAAUUGUAAAUAUGGUUGAAAUAUCUUCUAUGCGUGCUGUAUAACAGCAACGUCACAGAAACAGCUGGUGUGCUACUCCUAUGGGUGGUUAUACCGGGUAUACAGAUACAGAAGUCAAGUACCAAAGAUAACAGGAGAGUGAAGACAUAUCA